Coturnix japonica (Japanese quail) is the source of this 3029-nucleotide messenger RNA. NCBI's taxonomy places the organism in Eukaryota, Metazoa, Chordata, Aves, Galliformes, Phasianidae. The record is from RefSeq and is a predicted model, not a curated record.
CUGCAUGCAGCGCGGGGUGGCCCGGCGCUCUCCUCAGGGCGGUGUCGGCCAUGGUGGGCGGGCGGAUGGCGGCGGCGGGAGAGCUGCUCCGUGAGCUGCUGAGGGAGGAGGCCCCGCCCCGCAUCGCGGCCCUCACCGAGGAGCUGUUCCAGGCGGCGGGGGCCCUCAGUGAGGCGGACGGCAGCGCGGCGGAGGUUGAAGAGGGUGCAAUAAGCCUGUGGAACUGGGCUGUAACCAAACACACAAGUUCUGUCAUCAACGAUGAGCAAAGAGCUAAAUUGAGAUUUGUUGCUUGCAGGCUGGUGUACCUUUGUGAAGGCAGCGAUCCUCCAGAGGGAACCAUUCGGAGGCAGAUUUUGAUGUCGAUGAAAACUGGUAAAGGGUGGAUAGAUAUUGGCAAAGCUGAUCUUGCUGAUGGUUUCCUAGAGAUUGCUAUAAAUAGCAUAGAAAAACUGUAUGCGAAAUUACGUAAGGAGGGCAAUGGUGAAGCAGAUAUUCAUGUGUGCAAAGCUGACGUGGAGAAGGACCUCUUCAAAGUGCUCUCUUAUCAGGCUGAAUCGGCAGUUGCUCAGGGGGAUUUUCAGAAAGCAAUGCAAUGUGUGCAGCGCUGCAAGGACAUGUUGGUGAGGCUGCCAAGAGAGACCCGUUACCUGGCAAUCCUCUGCUAUAACUUUGGAGUGGAAACCUAUGACUGUAAGAAGUAUGAACAGAGCUCCUUUUGGCUCAGCCAGAGUUAUGACAUUGGGAAGAUGGAUGUGAAGUAUUGUAUUGGGAAAGAAAUGCAGGCGAAAGUGCUGCGAUUGUUAGCUACAGCCUAUUUCGAGUGGGAUUGCAGUCUGUAUCUUGACAAGGCACUGAAGGCUAUAAACUUGGCAAAUGAGGAGAAUUUGCAUCCAGCAGGGUUCUUUCUGAAAGUUAAAAUUCUUCUUAAAAGUGGAGCAUCAGAUGAAGAUAUCAGCUCAGCUGUUACAGAAUUCCAGCACCAUGAGAUGUCUCUAGACUUUUGUCUGAAUACUGCCAAACUGCUGCUGGAGCAUGGAAGGGAAUCAGUUGGCUUUGAUUUUCUGAAAUCUGUUGCUGAACGAUUUGAAGCUUCACCUGACUUUGGAAAAGUCACCCUGCUCUACAUCGAGUUCUUGUUGCAGAAUAAGAGGGAGCUGCUUGCUAAGCAAAAGGUUGAAGAAAUUAUUAUAGGUCACUAUACUGGGAAACAGCUGUUGCCUGAAACCUUGAACCGACUGCACAUUAUCUUAUGGGACACAGCUGCCAAACAUUAUGAGGCAAAAAGCUAUUCUGAAGCUCUUAACUGGUACAACUAUUCUGUCAGCUUCUAUACACCUGGGCAGAUAGAUCAGAAUCUGGCUAAGUUGCAGAGAAAUAUGGCUUCUUGUUAUCUUCAUCUGAAACAAAUUGACAAGGCUAAAGAGGCAGUUAAAGAAGCAGAAAGAUGUGAUCCAAACAGCAUCUUUACUCAGUUCAGUGUCUAUAAGAUUGCAGUGAUGGAGAAUGAUACUGAUAAAGCUGUGGAAGCAAUUAUUGAAAUGGGGAAGCUAGCAGAAAAGCCACCUCAACAUGAAGACAAGCUGAUAGUGGAUGAAAAUACAAGCACAAACCUCCUGAGUUUGGCUGCCCACAUUGCUUUAGAGAAUGAUCAACAAGUUGUGGCCAUCAGAGCUUUGGAGCACCUGUCUGAACAUUCACAAGACUGCCGACAAGUAUUUGCAGCUUUAAAAGUUGUGGUUCCUCUUAUGUUGUCAAAAGUAGAAAAAGAAGAGAAAAGAGAUGAAGACAUCAAGUCAAUGCUGACUUAUUUGACCUUGGCUCAACAGAGACUUGCUGAACCUUUCACAGAAGAGAAUUUGACGAGAGAUGUAAGAACUUCAGAAGCCCACUGGUUUAGAAAAGUUGCUUGGAACUUAGCUGUACAGUUCAAGGACUGCCCUGAAAAGAUGAGGGAUUUUUUUGUACUGUCUUUCAAGUUGUCCCAGUUUUGCCCUUCUGACAAAGCUGUUCUAAUUGCUCAGAAGACAUGCUUGUUAAUGGCAGCUGCAAUUGAUCUGGAGCUGGGGAGACAAGAAGUAACACCUUCUGAGCAGGUGGAGCUUUGGAAUCAGGCUCUCCAACAUCUCCAGGCAUGCAAAGAGAUAUGGAAAGUUCUGAAAUUAACGGGAGAUUUUUCUAAAGACCCAACAGACACUUUGUUGCUGCUCUAUGAAUUUGAAGCAAGAUCCAAGCUUAAUGAUCCUACACUCAAUAACUUCAUGGAGUCAGUAUGGGAGCAACCACACGAGAUCAAGACACUAGAAAUCAUUGCAUCAUUAGCAAUGGAACCUCCAGCUCGGUAUCCUGUACUGUGUAAGAAAGCUCUGAAGAGUGCACUAAACCUGUACAGAAAGCAAACUACCACUGAUGCUGGGAAAUUUAGCAAAUGCUUACAUAGUUUGAUUAAUCUUUCUUUGCCAACUGGAGUGAUGGACUUGGAUGCCUGUGUACUGCAGGAGGUGUGGGGCUACUUUGAAGAUGCUCUGAGUGUAGUCAGCAGCACAGGUAGUUACCCAGAGAUGGAGAUCCUUUGGUUGAUGACAAGAGCCUGGAACACAGGAAUAUUUCAGUAUACCAUUGGUAAAUAUCAGGAAGCAGAGCAGUGGUGUGGAUUAGGAAUGCGUUUCCUCAAUCAUUUAGGAUCCCUGAAGAAAAGCUAUGAGGGCCAUAUGAUUGGUCUUUAUAGUGAGGUUCUGGAUAAACUGGACAGAGUAAAAGAGUUUCUUCCAAAUGAAGAAUAAUGAUAACCACAACUGCAGGAAAGGAGGACAGCAGUUGGAAACAUCCUUCUGAAGGAAAGAGGCUGUUAGCUCUGCAAGGGUGCGAGGGCACAGGAGCAGUGGAAAAGCAAGCAGGAUCUUCCUCCUGUUGGUAAUUAAGUUAUGUACUUUUCCGGAUGUGUUUAUUGAAUGUUGUUGUUUCUCUCUAGGAGAAUUUCAUUCUGUAGAGCUAAGUAGCAGAAAUAAAUACGUAAGUUUCUCUUGAGA